Molecule: messenger RNA, 3223 nt
Organism: Closterium sp. Naga37s-1
Lineage: Eukaryota; Viridiplantae; Streptophyta; Zygnematophyceae; Desmidiales; Closteriaceae
Source: the annotation of a GenBank genome assembly
AUGCCUUUAAAGCCAGCGGAUAUAGAGUCGAAGGGCAUGGAAGGUGAGGCGGGAGGCGCGGGGGCGGCGGAGGAUGGCUGCUCCCGGAACAUUUUUCGUGAAAGGGGGACGGGGGGUACAUGUGGGGGGGGAGGGGAAGUGCGAGGGGAUGAGGUGGGGGUGAAGGGGGAGGGAGAGUUGAGUAUUGGCUGUGCGUUCAGGGAGAGGCUGAUGGUGAAGGGGAAAGGGGAGGGUGGGGGAGAGGGUGGGAAAGUGAGCGUGGGAGGAGGGGGUGAAGGAGAGGGGAUUGAAGGGUGGAGGAGGGGCAUGAGCGGGGCGAGAGUGGUGCGUGGGAUGACGGAUGUAGAUGGGUGGGGAUGGUGGGAGGAUGGAGGGGAGAAGGUGGAGGGUGGAGGAGGAGAGGAGGGAGUGGGAGAGGAGGAGUCGGAGGAAAUCAAGGAUAGAGAGCGGUGGGAGGGGAUGAAGGGCGGUGUGGUGGGAGAAGUGGAGAAGUCGAACGCGGAUGAAGCAGAGGCGAGGGAUGAAGCAGAGGCGAGGGAUGAAGCAGAGGCGAGGGAUGAAGCAGAGGCGAGGGAUGAAGCAGAGGCGAGGGAUGAUGCAGAGGCGAGGGAUGAUGCAGAGGCGAGGGAUGAUGCAGAGGCGAGGGAUGAUGCAGAGGCGAGGGAUGAUGCAGAGGAGGAGCAUGCAGCGUGCGAGCUGGGCCUACUAGGGUACUCUGACUGGUCUGCCACCUCUGCCACGGUCCGCGUUCGCACUGCUGCCACGCUCCUGCCCCCGGGCACAGCCACUCUGGCUCGCCUCUGGGGGAGGGCUGCUCGUGGAGGGGAAGGAGGAGGGAGUGAGACGGUUGCAGAGAGUGUGGGGAGAAGAGGGAGUGGGAUGGGUGCAGGGGUGGAGGGGGGAGGAGGGAGUGAGGGAGUCGGGCGAUGGAAAGCAAGUGGGGAGGGUAUUGGGAAGGCGAGUGGUAUGGUGAGUGGGAUGGCAAGUGAGGGGGCGAGUGGGAAGGUGGUGAGAGUGGAUAGUGUGGUGAGCAUGGAUAGUGCCAGCAGCAGCAGCCGUGUGUUGCGGCAGCGAGGCAUUUCCGCCUUCUUUGGCGGCAAAGGGCCCUUGGUGGUGCAGGAGGAGGAGGGGAAGCAGGGCAGGACGGGGAGGGAGGCACGGGGAAAGGGGAGAGGAGGAGGGAGGGGUUGGUGGGGAGAGGAGCUUCGUGAGAAUGAGAGUGAGAGUCCGGGUGGGGACAAGGCAGGUGGGACCGACAAAGUGGGCGAGAGGAUGGGUGUAGUGAAUGGGUUUGCGGAUGGGGAGGAGCAGGCAAGGGAAGCAGAGGAGGAUGCUGAUGAUGCUGAUGGUGCUGAUGAUGAAGUCACUCCUGUAGAGGAUGGGCAGAAGAGCUUGGUAGCAGCUGCUCCUGCUGCACCCACCGCUGCUGCAUCCUCGCGCUCUCGCCCUUCCCCCCACUGGUCCUCUCAAACUCCGCGCCCAUGCCCCUUCUACAAGAAGAUUCCUGGUUCGUGCCUUGGCUACCCACCGCCUUCCACCGCACCCAUUGCUACCCAUCGCAACCCCCUUUGCGGAACGCCAUUCGCAGUGGACGCCUUUUCAUAUGGCCCAGUGGCGGGCGUGCAGCUGUACUUCCUCUCGCACUUCCACAGCGACCACUACCGCGGGCUCUCCAAGCGCUGGCAGGGCGGCCCCAUCGUGUGCACGCCCGUCACUGCCCGCCUCGCUCACAUGUGCCUGGGGGUCGACCACAGGUGCGUGGUCUGCGGGGUGGGCUGGGGGGUGGGUGUCUGGCGGAGCUGGGUCGAGGGGUGGAGUGGGUAUGGAAGAAAGAAAGUGAGGAGUGGGUGGCAGCAGGGAGGAGAGGUGGAUGGGUGGGGCAUGGGAGAAGGAAGGGGGGAGUGGGAGUUGGGUGAUGAGAUUGCAUGUCUGCUCAUCCCGCUCACCUUCACCACCACGGUGUAUCUACACGGCCAUGCGGUCACGCUGCUGCCAGCCAACCACUGCCCUGGCUCUGCACUCAUCCUCAUUCGCACCAACUCGCCUCCUCCGCUGCCUCGCUCCCUCUCCUCUCCUCCGCCACCGCUGCACCAGCAGCAACAGGCGUGCACGUACCAGCAGCAGCAGCAGCAGCAGCAUGAAGCUCUCGCUGCUGCUUCCGCCCCUCCUCCUCAUAUAUCCCUUCCUAGGCCUACCCUCCCAGCCACACACCACCCUCCACCCCUCUCCGCUCUCCAACCCCAUCCAUCCGCCUCACACACACUCCUCCCCGCCCGCACCCCCAUCUCUCCUCGCGCCCUCCUCUCGGCCACCAUUCUCCACACGGGGGACUUCCGAGCAUGUCACGCCAUGCGCACGUACCGCCACCUGUCGCCUGCCUCUGUGGACCGGCUAUACCUCGACACCACCCUCUAUUCAGCCUCUCUUCACCCUCAUUCCUACCUUCGCACCCAUUUCUUCUCGCCUCCUCUCGUUAAUUCGACUAAGAAAACCUGCUGGCCACUCUACACUGUGAAGCAUCUUGCGACACGCAUGGGCGUGGAACCUCGGUCCUUCAUGCAACCAUCCAUCACUCACUGCCCUACUGCCAAGCUAUUCGCACCUCCCUCCCACCCUCCCUCUGCCCUGCUCUGCUCCCACAGCUUCCCGGAUCAGCAGCAGGUGAUAGACUAUGCGGUGGCGGUGGCAGUGGCAGCGGACAAGGCGGAGAGGCGGGAAGGGGGUAGGGUACUGUUUGUGGUGGGGGCAUACAGCAUAGGCAAGGAGCGCCUCUUUCUCGCGAUAGCCCAGGCGCUGCAGAAAAGCAUCUUUUGUCUGCCGCGGCACCACCGCCUGCUCCACGCGCUACAGUGGCCCGCACUCUCCUCUCGCCUCACCCGUGAUGCCGCCUCCUCCCCGCUGCACGUGCUGCCCCUGGGGCAGCUGCGCGCUCAGCGCCUGCAUGAGUAUGUAUCCAACCAGAGAGGUUUCACGCGGGUGAUUGGCUUUCGACCCACAGGAUGGACUUUUUCCCAGCGCUUAGCCUCAGGUCUGCACAACAUUCAGCCCCAACACUAUCGCAACGCUUCACUAUAUGGUGUGCCUUACAGUGAACACAGCAGCUUCACAGAACUUCAGGACUUCGUUUCCUUUUGUCAGCCAAGGCAGAUCACUCCAACUGUAAAUGUUGGAAAUCCUCGCAACCGCCAUCUCAUGCAAUCAAUUUUCAAGGAAUGGCAAGGUG